Messenger RNA from Penicillium oxalicum, 2043 nucleotides. Its product is annotated as transient receptor potential ion channel family protein. Bases 1 to 2043 code for a protein of 680 amino acids. Gene Ontology annotation, biological process: transmembrane transport; fungal-type cell wall biogenesis. The transcript is spliced from 2 exons. The record is from RefSeq and is a predicted model, not a curated record. NCBI's taxonomy places the organism in Eukaryota, Fungi, Ascomycota, Eurotiomycetes, Eurotiales, Aspergillaceae.
AUGCGAUUUCCGCACUGGUUGGCGGCGGGCCUCUUCGCGUUCACUCUCACUCCGCCCGUGGCCGCGGAACAGCUGCUGCAGUCCCACGCUCUUCUGCCGUGUUCCAAUGACGGAAUCAUCUCCGUCAACCACUUCGACAUCGUCUUCACUCCCAGCAACAACAGUGCCUUGGUGAGUUUCGACGGCCAAGCAGACUACGCUGGCAAUGUCUACAUCGAUAUUGCUCUCUACGCCUAUGGAUACAAGGCUGCCACAAAGAUCGUCAACCCGUGUGCCUUGAACGUCGACGCUCUGUGCCCAUUACGACGAGAUACGGCCUUGAAGAUCACCAACGUGCCGCUCAAUCUCGACGGGGUUGACCUGUCUAUCAUUCCUGGCAUUGCAUAUACCAUCCCUGACCUCGAUGCGGUGGUCCGCUUGAAUAUCAUCAAUUCAGAUACCGGCAAAAAGGUGACCUGUGUGGAGGCCCGCGUCAACAAUGGUGUGACGGUGGAUCAAGCGGGGGUGGCCUGGUCAAUGGCCGUUUUGAUCGGCGUUGGUCUUCUCACCGCGGUAGUCCUGUCGAUUCUCGGCCGCGUCAACCUCGCCGCUCAUGUCGCCUUCCGCACCCUGCUCUUCCUGGGAUUCAUGCAGAUCCAGGCCAUCUGGGGUCUGACGGCGAUCAAACAACGACCUCUGGUGCAGUCGUGGACGCAAAUAUGGCAGUGGACGAUGGGACUGGUGGGUGCGCGGGCCUUGCAGACGAUCGCCACGUGGUUUCAGCGUUCCACGGGUGGCACUCCCUCCAAGGUUCUCACCCAGCUGAAUGAGUUCUCGUUGAUCAUGCAGAAGCGGUCGCUGGUCGCUCGGGCCACCGAUAUGACGCCAAACGGGGGGGAGGUCGAGGUGCAUGGAAUCGAGCGCGCGGGCGUCCGCAUCAACAUCGAACCGUCCAAUAUCUUCAUGACCAGCUACCUCUUCUUCUACUUUGUGACAAUUCUCUUCCUCCUGGUGGUGCUCUUCCUCAAGCUUGUGCUGCCCCGCCUGAAGAGGACCGUCUGGACAGAAAAGUCGGAGCGCGCCGUGACUAACACGUCCGACUGGAAAGACUUUAUGCGUGGCAAUCUGUACCGGAUGGCGGCUCUAGGAUAUCCCCAGCUGUGCUGUCUCGGUCUGUGGGAGCUCGUUCACCGGGAUUCCGCCGCCGAGGUUGUUCUGGCAAUCUGCAUGUGGCUCACCAUGACUGCGGUGCUGUGUUGGGCCAUGUUCAAGGUCUUUCAGCGCGCUCGACUCUCCCGAACCCUUCGACAAGAUCCCGCGUACACGCUCUACUCCGACCCCGUCUGCCUCACCCGCUGGGGCUUCCUGUACGUCAACUACCGGGCGCGUACGUUUUGGUUCAUGGUUCCGCUCUUCUUCUACACGUUGGUUAAGGGGGCCACGAUCGCGUUUGGCCAAUCCAGCCCUCUGGCUCAAGCCAUUGUCCUUUUGAUCGUCGAGGCCGGCUUCCUUAUCGCUACCGCCACGAUUCGACCCUACAUGAGCAAGACGGCCAACAUCCUCGCCAUCAUCGCCACCGCCAUUAAUUUUCUCAAUGCCAUUUUCUUCCUGUUCUUCACUGAGGUCUUCAGCGUCCCCAUGCUCGUGGGCGGUGUCAUGGAGGUCGUCUUCUUCGUUCUCAACGCCAUCUUCAUGGUCGUCCUUCUCGUCUACUUCCUCCUCAUCUUCUACAACGUCAUUACCUUGAAGGAACCCUCGGUCAAGUACACCAGCCGAGAGGAAGGCCGCUCCUCGACCACCGUCCUCACCGAUGACCGUCGCAUCACCGAAUUGGAGCCCUUGGAGAAGAAUCUGGUGGUCGGCGAUGACCACACCGUUUCAAAUGACAACGGGUGGCAACGCACAUCGUCCCCUUCCACCUCGAAUGACGACAUCGCGCCGGCACCACGCCCAUCAUCGAGGCCCUCCUCUCACCCGACGGUUCCCUCCGUAUCAACAAGCGGGUCGGACACUUCUGUACCACGAGGGUUCGAGCAUCCCAAAUCGGAAGAGCGCAUCGUAUAG